AUGGCUGGUGUGCAGACAGUCCGGUUGGCGCCUGCCUUCAUGGACGAGCAGGCCACCUAUGGCCCCACCUACCACGGUGGCCUCGCACCGCCACCAGAGUGGUGGCUACAGUUUGUCCACGUAUUCGCUCCAUGCCAGCUGGCACAGCUCCAGCAAGCAUACAACAAUACCUGGGCUCAGCCCGGCCAUUGGCCAACGCAACAGCUCACAUAUCCUUUCAACCACCCCCCGUGUUACUUUACGCCCACAGCAUUCACAAAUCAAUCACCUUUCUGCCCAGCAUCUACUUCACAGCCACCGUUACUUUGCACCAACCAGCGAUUCCCCCAGCCCCCGGCUUCACAUGCACAGCCACCCCCAAUUCAGCUCCCUGCCGCCACUCCAACACGGGCAUGCCCCCCAAAUCCAACCCCACCAUCCACAUCGACUCCUGCUCAACCUUCGUGGGCAGACCUUUCGGAGGAGCCCGCUCCAGCCAAGCAGGUGGACGAAUUGCCCACUCUGCUUCCCAAGCCCAACAAGGGCAAAGGGAAGGGCAAGAGCAAGUCCGGCAAGAAGCCAAACGGCGGCAAAGGCAAGAAGCACCGAAACGCCUUCAAUUCCUGGAGCUACGACUCCUACGGCUACGAUUGGUAUUGGCACUGA
Symbiodinium sp. CCMP2592 is the source of this 645-nucleotide messenger RNA. NCBI's taxonomy places the organism in Eukaryota, Dinophyceae, Suessiales, Symbiodiniaceae. The record is from the annotation of a GenBank genome assembly.